This is a messenger RNA of Magallana angulata, 2796 nucleotides long. RefSeq lists its product as uncharacterized. Bases 104 to 2629 code for a protein of 841 amino acids. The record is from RefSeq and is a predicted model, not a curated record. Lineage: Eukaryota; Metazoa; Mollusca; Bivalvia; Ostreida; Ostreidae. Gene Ontology annotation, biological process: positive regulation of DNA-templated transcription. Gene Ontology annotation, cellular component: chromatin; nucleoplasm. The transcript is spliced from 4 exons. Gene Ontology annotation, molecular function: ubiquitin-protein transferase activity; zinc ion binding.
UAACAGAAGAUGGUAGAGGCAUUAUCGAAACGACCGAUAACUAGUGAUCACUAGUUCUUUGAAGCAAGUGGAAUUAGAUGCUGAAUAUAGAGAGCAGGUUAAAAUGGCCACAGGUGGAAAAAUUUUGACAGAGCUCCAAGAUGAAUUUUGUGAAUGUCCAAUAUGUACAGAGGAGUACGAUGAGGAUAAACAUGUUCCAAGAGUUUUGCCUUGCCAACAUUCAUUCUGCACGGAAUGCUUAACGAAAGGUGUAAAACGAAACAAACUCGUAUGCUCAAUGUGUAAAAAGAGCUACAAUCUUAAAGAGAAAGGAAUAGAAAUUUUUCCAAAAGAUCUCACACGGCGAAAUUUAAAAGACAUUUUGGGAAGACUGACUGUAAAUUCGUGUACUGUAUGCCGAAGAUUGGAAAGUGUGCGAUUUACGUGCACCGUAUGUAAAAGCAAUCUAUGUAAAGCUUGUUACAAAGUACGAAAAUCUUCAGAAUGCAAAACACAUCUAUUCAAAGAAGCUCAAUGUGAUGAUAACGAGACUCCAGAUUCCUCUCUGGAUUCUCUAGAAACCAACGACAAAAAUAUCUGCACGAUUCAAGGCCAUGAACAUAACAAGUUAAAGUUUUAUUGCAAGAAUAAACAAUGCCGGAAAUCAAUUUGUUCCAACUGUACAACUAAAGAGCACAAAAAUCAUGACUGGGAAGAAUUAGAUGAAGUGUACAGUAGACAGAAAAAAAUACUACUGAGCCGUUUGUCAACCACAAGAAAAAAACUUGAAGCAGCGAUCAAAGUGAAAUCUUUGUACGACGAUGAUUUAGACCAAGUUGUUAAAAAUCUAAAUUUAGAAACAGAGAAGAUCAACCAGCAAAAACAGGAAGGAAUUGACUUUCUCAACCAGGAAAGCGAGAGAAUAUGUGAUAUGCACAAAGACAAUGUAGAAAAAGCAGUAGUAAAUUUGAAUAAAAAACUUCAUUUUCUACAAUCUUACAUCGAAAACGCCAAGGAGUGUUGCUCUAUAUCUGAACAACUUCUCAAGGAAAACGAAGCAUCAUUUCUGGCCGUUGAAAAAACAAUUUCGAAUAAAUUGGAAAUAUUUGGAUCAGAAAUAUUUGAAUACAAGAAAUGCGAUGUUCAUAUAGAUGUAGCUUUGAUGGAGGAAAAAUACGAGAAUCUGAAACGUAAAGUCGAAAUACUAAAGAAACCUACUUGCAAUAACGUUUUAAGGGUUGCCUUUGUAAGAGACUAUGAAAGAGAAGAAGUAUCAAAAACAUUCUUUUUUCUAAAGAUAAUCGCAUGGGCGGCGGUGCUUCUGUUUGUAUUUAGGGAAUUCAAGACGUGGUGGAAUCUACCUUUUUGUGACAUGGAGAUAUGUGAUGAUACAACCUUAUCUUUCACAAGUUCAACAAACCAUUCAUCAUUUUGCCGCUUAGAGGAAGGAGAUCAUGCGGGAAGUUUCCCCUUAAAGACAGUCGGCAAUCAAACCUGUGGAGAUAAAGAGAGCCUUUUCGUAUAUCAAGGAGUUUUUCUGAACCAGACAGUUAGCUUUUUUGGACGAUACGGCAUAUUGAGAUUUCAGAUUCGAUUAUCUGACAUUUCCGUAUUAUCAACAGGAAAAACUGUCUUCAAAAUAGGAUUUUCCCCAAAUUCAAUUGAUAAAGGGACAAAUGAAGAUGGGUUUGAGUGGGAAAUAAGACGGUCAGACGACGGUGAAUGGAUAGAAUUGAAAAAUCCGAAUAAUUCUAUAAGUGCAAGAGUAAGUGUUGCAACAAAUGCCCAGCUUGUUCUCAAUUAUGGAAUACAUUUAGACAAUGGUACAAAAACCAUUCAAAUUGUGAAUAGAGAGAACAAAAAAGUUUUGGAUGCAUUCUACAUAACCGAAAAAUAUUCUAGCUGUAACAAUAUAUUUUUUCAACUCUACGAAAAAUCUUUGGCAAAAAUAUCCGUGAAAUCUCUUUCCGAGGGUGUGAGCUUUAAUCCCGAUUCAAAGUAUAGUAGUAUCUAUAUUUCGAAGGAUAACAAAACGGCGCGAAAUUAUGUACCCGUAGGAGAAAAUAGUAUAACAAAACCUCUGAUACAGGAUAUCGAGGUUCAUAAUUGUACAAGGUUAUGUGUUAUUCCGCUUACCAUAUGGUAUCCAGUUCUUGUAUCAGAUAUUGAUGAUGUGUUCCAGCUAUACAUUUCAAGUUUUGAUCAUUCAAAUGAAGAAUUACUGCUGUCAACCAUGGAAUGUAGCAUAUAUAUUAGUUCUGUAGUAGAGUAUGUCUUUAACUCCCAUCCCAAGUGUUUAAGCCCAAGUCCGCAUUUACAUGAAGAUUAUUCUAUUCUUCCAAAUCAUUUAUUCCGAAAAAUUCAACAGUUUGCUCUGAUUAUCGACAGAGAAAAGCAAACGACUACCCUUAGAAUAAAUUUUCAUAAAUACACAUUUCCCACGCCAGUACUUCUUGAUCGAAGAAACUUUAUCUUACGUUUUGAGGUUUAUAAUGCAAUGAAACUUUAUCUCAGGCUUGACCGUAUUAAAGACUUUCCUUACAUUUAUUUUGUACUUAACCCGUUCUUAAAUCAGAGCCUGUUAGAAAUAUCUAAUUUCUUUUUUUGUUUCUUCUUUGUUUUGUUUAUUAUUUCUGUCAUUAUCUUAUAAGUGAAAUUGAUCGUUGACUUCCACCUUAAUUGUGUUUUAAUGUGAAAUGAAAAAUGAAUCCUUCAAAUAUUAACACAUAUAGAUAUUUACCUAUGAUACAGGCUUUUGCCAUCUUUGGGAUGAAAUUUUUUAAUUCAAUAAACGGGGUUAGAAAAGUAUAUUCAAUU